Alligator mississippiensis (American alligator) is the source of this 4584-nucleotide messenger RNA. RefSeq names its product death effector domain containing (gene DEDD). Gene Ontology annotation, molecular function: DNA binding; protein binding. Bases 1119 to 2075 code for a protein of 318 amino acids. Lineage: Eukaryota; Metazoa; Chordata; Crocodylia; Alligatoridae. Gene Ontology annotation, biological process: apoptotic process; extrinsic apoptotic signaling pathway via death domain receptors; regulation of apoptotic process. The record is from RefSeq and is a predicted model, not a curated record. Gene Ontology annotation, cellular component: nucleolus. The transcript is spliced from 5 exons.
UUUUUUUUGUCCCAGCCUCAGCUCAAACCAGCUUUUCCUGGCCUGCCAGGAGAGAGGGCGGGGAGGGGGGAGGAGAAGGCAGGGAGAGAAUUGCUAAGCUGUGAUCACAUGUAUUAAUUAAUUAAUACAAGGGGAGGAAAGCUGUGAUCGUAGAGAACGAAGGAGUGGGGAAGGUUUUCGGGACCCUCUUCGGGCAGCAGAUCGCCAGGUUUCAGGGGAGUUUUAGUUCUGUUGUUUGGGAGCUUUCAGCUUACUUUCCGGGAGAGUCAAAUAUUUAAUUGCUGCAGUUAAAAGAAGGACGAGUCUGGCAGCUGUGCGGCGAGCCGGCUGUUGGGAAUGUGACGCUUCUCGUCUGCGCUCGGAGAGGGGCCUUUUCUUGGACGAAACAGUGUUAAGGGGUAGGGGGAGGGAAACGAGCACUAAAAGCGACCAUCGCAAUUUAAAAAUGAAGUGGAAGGUACGGGUUGAAUUUUAAAAUAAUUCCCCGUUCUGUUGACCUUUCCUUGGGUAUCGGUGAAUUGGUUUUGGACGUCAGUUUUCCAGAAAUUAUUAUAUUAUUUAUUAUUACAAUAUUAAAAGGAGAAAAAUUGAGGGCAAGGAAAAGUAGGCGGGAAGCUCAUCUUAUUUGCAAGGUUAAUGACAAGGUGUUAGCCGUAAAGAAAUGGGCCAAUCAGAGCUUUAAUGCAAAUUAUACUUUUUAAGAGAAAUGACCUAGAGGGUACAAAUUUGAUUCUUUUCCUCUUCCCUCCCUCACGUCAACGACUCUUUCAGUGAGGUAGGCAUCAGAGUUUUUUGGGGGAAAACCUUUGGGCAACUUCAAGGCAAGUCUACCAGUUUCAAUAUUUCAUUCUGCUCGUCGAACUUGAGAAGUUAGACUUCCCUGACCCAAGAGCCAUAUGUCAAACAGUUCACAAUUUUUUAUUUAAUAAGAAGUAAAGUGAAGGGGGUUAUAGAAGACUACUUAAAAAUUCAUGGUCGGCCACUGUAUUCAAAUCGCAGCACCGGAGAGGAUAUAAGCAGGAAAGGAAGCACUUCAGAUUCAGGGUUGGAGUGCUAAGAGCAGCCUCCCGUUCCUUCGGGAACUGGGUGGCGCACACAGACAUCAGCCCCUGUGCAGGAUGGCUGCCUUGAAACGGAGUCGAGCCCAAGCUUGGCCGGAGGAGAGAGGGGACAGGGAGCAUGGACUGUACAGCUUGCACCGCAUGUUUGACAUUGUGGGCACUCACCUGACCCACCGGGACGUGCGGGUGUUGUCCUUUCUCUUUGUGGACGUGAUAGACGAUUAUGAGAGGGGCAUGAUCCGCAGCGGCCGGGACUUCCUGCUGGCGCUAGAAAGGCAGGGCCGCUGUGAUGAGACCAACUUCCGCCAGGUGCUACAGCUGCUGAGGAUUAUUACUCGCCAUGACUUGCUGCCCUACGUCACCUUGAAGAGGAGAAGGGCUGUGUGUCCAGACCUCGUAGACAAGUACCUAGAAGAGACAUCCAUUCGCUACGUGACGCCCCGAGCUCACAGUGAUGCAGAGCAUGGUCUUGGCCACCCUCACAAAUCAGUGCCUCCCCAUCACCCUGUGGUCUGCUGCUCCUCGGCGGGACCUCAGAUCUGUACCAAGAGGCCUGGCCGUGGGAGAGCUCUUCUCAGUAGUCAGCGGAAGAGGAGGAAGUCGGUGACACCAGAUCCCAAGGAGAAACAGACUUGUGAUAUCCGCCUGCGUGUGCGAGCCGAGUACUGCCAGCAUGAGACGGCGCUGCAGGGCAACGUCUUCUCCAACAAGCAGGACCCCCUGGAGCGGCAGUUCGAGCGUUUCAACCAGGCCAACACAAUCCUCAAGUCCCGGGACCUGGGCUCCAUUAUCUGUGACAUCAAGUUCUCUGAGCUCACCUACCUCGACGCGUUCUGGCGAGACUACAUCAACGGCUCCUUGCUGGAGGCCCUCAAGGGCGUCUUCAUCACAGACUCGCUCAAGCAGGCGGUGGGCCACGAGGCCAUCAAGCUGCUGGUCAACGUGGACGAGGAGGAUUACGAGGUGGGGCGCCAGAAACUCCUGAGGAACUUGAUGCUGCAGACGGCGCCCUGACCUGGCGGCUCUGGUGCCCAUGCCCGGCAGCCCAUCGCUCCUCCUCUUGGGUUUGUUUUUCUUUUCUUUUUCUUUUUUUUUUUUUUUUCCUUGUUUUUUUUGUUUUUUUAAAAAAAGAUGAUUUAAAGCCCUCCCAGCCCCACCUGCCCUGCGAUGGACUGCCGAGCUAGGACUUGCGGCGCCACCAGAGCCAGGGCAGGGCUGAGAGCGGAGGAGGAAGGGGAGCACCCACCUACAGUGCCGGGGCUCCUGUUGCCCUUCCCUCGUUCUUCCCCCACCCCCGUGCAGUUUUUUGUACUGUCUGAUUAAAAACCAGUCUCCCGUGGUGCCCGGGCCCUGUCAGUGAGCAAGGUGGGUGGGGGGGAGGGAGGGCUGAUCCCAGGCUUGGGUCGAGGGACUGUUGUUAGACACUUUAUCAGGGAAUAGGUGCAUGGCGUGAACCCCAGAGGGAGAGGGGGGCACCCUUGGGUGUGAGUGGGGGGGAGGGGGGAUCAUCUGUGAACCCAGAUGCACCACGUAGCACUGGCCUGGGCACUGCUUCACCCAUCUGCUGCUUGGCACAGGAGAGGAUCUCAGCUGAGAUGUUUUAGGCCUGGUCUCUGCCCCUUAAGUUGUGUUUCCUUUGGAGGCUGGGCACAGGGGACUAGAACGGCCCACUCCUGCCUCCCGGCAGGUGCUGUUGACUCCCUGGUACAGCAGGGCCCUUCCGUUGGCAAGAAGAGGGCGGCACCAUGGGAGUGGCUCGGACAGGAGCAGGGCUUCUGGCCAUGUUGUCAUCCGAGCGGUUCUCAUUGCCCUUUGGGGGGCUGGGAGUGGGACCACCCUGCCUGGCUCCAUGCCAUGGCGUGAGGGAAGAGUCCUCUGCACUGAUGUAGCCUGUGCUGGGGGCAAGAGCGGACGGGGCUGUUCUGCUUCACCUCCCCACAACCAUGUGCCUUCGUUACCCCGUCCUGCCCCCUUCCCUCCCCGGCCAGAACAGACGCUGACCUUUCCAGGAUAAGGAGAGGUGUGGAUAUGGGCUGACAUGUCUGCCAGCCCCAACCCCCCUCCCAUGGGCAGCGGCCAGAGGAGCUGUCAGUUGUGCCACGUUGGCAUGGAGAAGAGAGCUUGGCCCUGCAGCCUGUGUUGCUUGGGCAUCCCAGCUCCCCUGGCUGGCAGUGGGAGAGCAUACGGCAGCCUCUGAGGGGUGAGGGGCUGCUGUGAAGCAUGGUGACACCCACUCCCAGCUCGUGUGGGAGAGCAGGCCCCAUGCCCCCAUCUCCCUUCCAGUCCUUCUGUGUCCCUACUACCACGCUGUGCCUGGCUGUUGUGGGGAGGGGGGCUGGAGUGUACCGGGGAAGCUGUGCAGCGUGGGUCCAGCGUCGUCUCUGUUUGAUCCUGCCAAUAAAGCGUGGUCUGAGUCACUGGCUUGCACUGUGCACGGGGCCAGGGGUGGGGGGAGGGCUGUGCAGGCAGGGGCUGGCUGCUGCUGUCGGCGCGGGGCCUAUCCACUGCGGGCAGUGGGCGUCCCAGAGCAAGCGGUUGUGGGUGGCGCUGAGCCUGUGUGGCCUGUCCAUUGCUCAAGCUGGGCUGGGCCCAGCAUGCUGAGGCCUAGCAACACUAACUUCACCUGCCCCCCCCACUUAUCCUGCAAUGGCCCAGGUGGAAGCCCAGGCUGAAGCACUGAUCCCAGCAUGAGGGGUGCAGGAUGUGCUGGGAUCCCUCCUCCCAGCCCUGCUGAUUGUGAGGCCAGGCCAGUCUAGCAACACCUGCUUGAAAUCUCACAAUUGCUGCUCUUAAGUUCUGAGGAGAGGCUUCAACCCCCUCCACCCGAACUUGGCACGAUCACGGACUUAGCCCGUUAUGUGCCCUGGGCACCAGGAGGGCUUCACCUGUUUGGCUCAGGUCCUGGAGGCCAAUGAGGAACAACUGAGCCUGUGGGGCAGUGAUGGCUUUUUAAUCUCCCCCGCCAGGGUCUGGUGGUGCUCCCUCUUCUGUCCCAGGAUCCAGCCCUGCUCUGUCCACAAGGGCUGGGCCCAGGGGUCACUUUCUAAACAGCAGCUCAGAUGUUGGAUCUUCCCCACAGAGCCCUGCCCCAAGGCCCUGUGUCCACCAGUCACAGCCUUACCCCUGGAGCUGCUCAUCUGACAUCAGGGGCUUGGUGUUGGGGGGGGGAGGGGCUCGGUGUGGAUGCCAGUACAACUGGGGUGUGUUGUGCUGGCGGAUCCCUGAGCAAGGGUGGGGGUGCGGGGGGUGGCAGCUGGGGACCGUGGUCAGUGGGAGGCUGUGAGCGAUAGAGCUGCAUUUUUUUCUAACCAAUUUUCUGAGUUGUGGGUGCACGGUCAGUCUCCCCCUCCCUCCCCCAGCGCACGCACGCACACGUACGUAACCCCCCCUUCCCCAGUUUGAGGACAAUUCUGGCACAAGUUGUGUAACUUCUGUGACUUCUGUAUUUUUUAAGCCUCCAGUAUAUCAGUCAUACUCCCUGUGUAGCUUUCAGUUUUCUUGAAAUAAACAUCUACUGCAUCUC